GCGGCGCAGCCCCGCGUUUCAAUGCGCUCCAGUCGCGGUCUCGCUCCUGGCGGGGGCCCCUCGGCCAGAGGUCGCGGCACCUGUAGUGUUGGAAGCGGCACUUGCUCGUUUUAGGUGAACCUGUAGAGGCAUUUCGUUUUAGUAGAGGAGGAUGCGGAGGUCCACGGAAUAAGUGACAGGUGUAGAUAGUGACAAGGCUGGGGCUCGUACUCUCACCCCGGGCAAUGGAGCUUGGGCUCUCUUUGCCGCAGAGAGGGCAUUCCUGAGGGUCGCUCCAGAAAUGGCCAGGGAGCCGGCGGAGCAUUUCUCUUUCCAAAAAGAUGCCCCACUGCGGGUCGGAAAGUCGGAAGCCCGGGAUCACUAGUGUAGGGUGAGAUUGGCUAACUUCAGAGGGGCCAAUACGUUUUUGUUUGGAGGUGUGACAGGUGCCUCAAAGCCUCUUUAGGAAGGCAACCUCCCGACUUCUAGUAAAUUAUCCAGAGCCCUAUCGUUCUCAAAUAUUGGAUUAUCUCUUUAAGCCAAACUUCGGUGCCUCUUUGCAUAUUCUGAAAGUCGAAAUAGGUGGUGAUGGGCAGACAACAGAUGGUACUGAACCCUCCCACAUGCACUAUGCAUUAGAUGAGAAUUAUUUCCGAGGAUAUGAGUGGUGGUUAAUGAAGGAAGCUAAGAAGCGGAACCCUAAUAUUACACUCAUGGGGUUGCCUUGGUCGUUCCCUGGAUGGCUAGGAAAACAUUUCAAUUGGCCUUAUGUGAAUCUUCAGCUGACUGCCUACUAUGUCAUGACCUGGAUUGUGGGCGCGAAGCAUUAUCAUGAUUUGGAUAUUGAUUAUAUUGGGAUUUGGAAUGAGAGGUCAUUUGACAUCAAUUAUAUCAAGGUGUUAAGAAGAAUGUUGAACUAUCAAGGUCUCGAUCGAGUGAAAAUCAUAGCGAGUGACAAUCUCUGGGAGCCUAUUUCUGCUUCUAUGUUGCUUGACUCUGAGCUCAUGGCGGUGAUUGAUGUUAUAGGAGCUCAUUAUCCUGGGACCCAUACAGUAAAGGAUGCAAAGUUGACUAACAAGAAGCUUUGGUCUUCUGAAGAUUUUAGCACUUUAAACAGUGAUGUGGGUGCAGGCUGCUUGGGCCGCAUAUUGAAUCAGAAUUAUAUCAAUGGCUACAUGACUGCCACAAUUGCUUGGAACUUGGUGGCCAGUUACUAUGAACAGUUGCCCUAUGGACGGUGUGGCUUGAUGACUGCUCAGGAGCCAUGGAGCGGGCACUAUGUAGUAGAGUCUCCUAUCUGGGUAUCAGCUCAUACCACUCAGUUUACUCAACCAGGUUGGUAUUACCUGAAGACAGUUGGUCACUUAGAGAAAGGAGGAAGCUACGUGGCCCUGACUGAUGGCCUAGGUAACCUCACCAUCAUCGUUGAAACUAUGAGCCAUAAAUAUUCUACGUGUAUACGGCCGUUUCUGCCUUACUACAAUGUGUCACAUCAGUUUGCUACCUUUGUUCUUAAAGGUUCUUUUAGUGAAAUACCAGAGUUACAUGUGUGGUAUACGAGGCUUGGAAAACCAUCUACGAGAUUUCUUUUUAAACAACUGGAUUCUCUAUGGCUCCUCGACAGCAGGGGCACUUUCACCCUGGAGCUGCGGGAGGACGAGCUCUUCACGCUCACCACUCUCACCACCGGGGGCAAGGGCAGCUACCCGCUGCCUCCGAAGUCCCAGCCCUUCCCAAGAAUUUAUAAAGACGAUUUCGAUGUUGAUUACCCGUUUUUUAGUGAAGCUCCGAAUUUCGCUGAUCAGACUGGUGUCUUUGAAUACUUUACGAAUAUUGAAGACCCUGGAGAGCAUCGCUUCACACUUCGCCAAGUUCUCAAUCAGCGGCCCAUUACUUGGGCUGCUGAUGCGUCCAACACCAUCAGUAUUAUAGGAGAUUACAAAUGGUCCAAUCUGACUGUAACGUGUGAUGUUUACAUAGAGACUCCUGAGAAGGGAGGUGUGUUCAUUGCUGGAAGAGUAAACAAAGGUGGCAUCUUGAUUAGAAGCGCCAGAGGAGUUUUCUUCUGGAUUUUUGCAAAUGGAACCUACAGAGUUACAGGUGAUCUAGCCGGAUGGAUCAUAUAUGCUUUAGGACAUGUUGAUGUUACAGCAAAAAAAUGGUAUACACUCACAUUAAUUAUUAAGGGCCGGCUCUCCUCUGGCAUGCUGAACGGCAGCUACGUCUGGACGAACAUCCCUGUGAGUUUCCCGAAGAACGGCUGGGCCGCCAUUGGAACGCGCUCCUUUGAAUUUGCGCAGUUUGACAACUUUCGUGUGGAAGCCACAAGCUGAUGUUCACGGAGCACCACAGAACCACUCUUUGGAUUUUCUUUCUUUCGUUUUGGUUUUGGUUGGGAGCCAAUUCUUUUGAUGGAUCAAUACAGGAGCCUCUUGGAGGCUAACAGUAGUGAAGAGAAAAUGGGGAGACAAAUACAUGUUUGCUUGAUCUCCCGGAAGGUAUUUUUAGAACUAGUGCCCAGGGGAGGCUGAUGAAUCUUGCACAUGCCCGGAUACGUCCCCUACGAUUCCAGCUGUGCAGCGGUGCUGUUGUGCGGAGCGGCUCGGGUGCCUCACGGCAGCCAUGGCUCUGACGCCGCGGGGCCGCUGUCUGCGGCGCGGGGCACCGUGCGGACGCGCCCCUGGAUCGUCGCGGAGACGGCCCUGUGUCUGAGCGAUGGCCUCGUCCGGAGGUCACGGCGCGCCGCGGGGAGCUGAAGAACCCCGGAAGUGCGGCUUCGCGACAGCCGCUUCAACACGCUAAUCUUAACCCUCUCAGGAGUGUUUUUUCUUUUCCUUUUUACGACGAUGCUUUUGAAUUACAGAUUCGAUGAGUGGAUGAUUUGAAAACUGCCUCACUAAUAAACUACCUCUAAAGCUAGUCCUGCAGUGACGAAUAUGAGCAGAUUAACUGGGUUAUCUGCAAUUUUUAAUUCUUUUAAAUCCACCCUUUAGCCUCGUAACCCUGAAAACGCCGUGUGAACAUGUUCCCAGGUGGCUGGAAGGAGGAAGAGAAUCCCGCGUAGCCAGUGCUGUACGUGGGUCUCAAGACGGAGCUGUGGCGGUUUUCUUGCGUCUGAUUUCCUAGUGCCUUUCGCGGCCUGUGCUCGUGUGCCACUGGUGACGGACUGACAACAGCUAAUGCAUUCUUUGAUCUGUGUGCGUGGAGGAAGGGGAACACGAAGCUUCUGCUAGUUCAUAGAAUUGGAUCAUCCUCUAAUAUUCUGUGUGAUUAGAUGCACUUAUUUCCUGAAAGUGCAAAUGUGUUUAUAUUUAAGGUGGGGAACAUAUUUCUCAUGCAGUAUAAUUUAUAUCUAAGCAUUAGUGGACCUCCUAGAAACGACUCAGUUGUCAUGUCGAUAAAGUAAAUUCUGGAAUUCUCUAACAUGAAAGUUGAAAAUUUCACUGGACUAAUUCUAGAAUUUUGGAAUUUGUAAUGGUUUAACAUCGGCUAAACUGACCUGAAGCUUUGUAUUUCUAUUAAAGACAAGAAGCUAAAUAUUAGAAUACAUCAGAUCAUAGAGAAAAAUUUUAAAUUAAGCCAAGUCUAAGUGAUUUCCACUUCAGGUCUCUACAGAUUUUUUUUAAGUUAACUUUAUUGUGUUAUAAUUUACAUACAAUAAAAUGUUCCCAUUUUGAGUAUAGAGUUCAGUGAGUCUUGAUAACUGGAUACACCCACAAAACCAAUGCCCCAACGAAGAUAUGGAACAUUUCCAUUACCCCAGAAACUUCUCGGUGCACCUGUGUAAUAAUAUCCUCUCACCUGUCCCCAGCUCAGGCAACCAUUGAUCGGAUUUCUGUUGCUACUGACAAGUUUUCUUUGUUCCAAAACAUUAUAGAAGUGGUAUCAUACACUGUGUACUCUUGUGAAUGGUUUCUUUCAUUCAGCAUAAUGCUUUUGAGAUUUAUCUGUGUCACUGUGUAAAUUAAUGGUUUGUUGCUUAUCGUAUGGUUAUACCACAAUUUGUUGUCCUCCUCCCUCACUUUUUGGAAUUACGAAUAAAUCUAUUAUGAACAUA
This is a messenger RNA of Ailuropoda melanoleuca (giant panda), 4036 nucleotides long. It is a transcript of the gene GALC, whose product is annotated as galactosylceramidase. The record is from RefSeq and is a predicted model, not a curated record. Gene Ontology annotation, biological process: galactosylceramide catabolic process. Gene Ontology annotation, cellular component: lysosome. Gene Ontology annotation, molecular function: galactosylceramidase activity. The transcript is spliced from 17 exons. Lineage: Eukaryota; Metazoa; Chordata; Mammalia; Carnivora; Ursidae. Bases 603 to 2312 code for a protein of 569 amino acids.